AUGUCGACCGGCCAAGCUCGAGCGUCACUUGGAUCCAUGGACGAGACAGCAAGAAGCAGCUGGAUACCGGAAGGCGACAUCACCCGGGACCACAUCUGGGACACCUUAAACGACUUUGCACGGGCUGCGCCGCAGUGGCAGCACAUACUUGAGAUCGAACUGGCAACAAAGACAAGCAUUGUCAGCGAUGUAUACUUCAUAGACGAUGCGAAGAUCCCAGCCAUCACGGUUGCAAGACAGGAGGAAGCGCCGAGGACUGAGGAGUGCAGCGAAGGGAAACAGCUGACCGUUGAAAUGUUGUCGGGCAAGGUGGUGCAGAUCAAAGUACCAGCCCCGCACACGGUUGCCCAAGUGAAGCAGUGCUUAGAGCCCCUCCUUGGAAUUCCAGCUUUCCUGCAGGGGAUUAUUGUCGGUGCCGAAGAACUCCCAGACGAGGCUGCCGUGACUGGGGAAUCCGUGGCGUUCCUGCAGCGUGAGCCGCCCAUGAUUGAGGCAGAGGACUUCUUGCGUAGCAUGGUCAAUAUGCCUUGGGAACCUACGGAUGUUGUUCACAAGUGGCACGCCUCCGAUACCGACAAGAAGCUCCCAAUACUUAAAUCGGAGCUCUUGGAGUGGGCGCUGUCUCACCGAAACAUGCAGAAUGUGCCCUUGUGCACGGACGAUGUGCUCAGAGUCCUUGAUGUUUGGCUCGACGCAAAUGCAAAAGCAGGAACACAUCCAGAGAUCUUCAGGGAACAUGCAGGAACACAUCCAGAGAUCUUCAGGGAACAUGUGGAGAAGAUCACUGCGUUCAUGCGCCAUUGCUGCUACAGCCCAUCUUUGCUGGUGGUCUACAAUGAGCCCUAUGGCCACGACGAUGACUUAGAGUAUGUCUUCUUCUUCGUCGGCAGGCUGAGAAGUGAGCCGCAGACACUGGUAGUUCAAAGUUUCAUCCUAAAUUGCUGGGUCUGA
This is a messenger RNA of Symbiodinium sp. CCMP2592, 951 nucleotides long. Lineage: Eukaryota; Dinophyceae; Suessiales; Symbiodiniaceae. The record is from the annotation of a GenBank genome assembly.